AUGGGCCUUCACGUCAACAAGGCCAAAACCGCUCCUCAAAUGGUCCACCUUGAGACCAACGGCGCAACAAUAAUUCAGGCCGCCCCAACUCAAGCCAAAGAGGCUUCCAGCCCAAGAACAUCUGAUGGUCAAGAAAACAAAUGGUUAAUUGACUCCGCAGCUUCCCACAAUAUUACAGGUGAUAUACAAAAUUUAUCCAUUCACUCUGAGUAUGAUGGCACUGACGAAGUCAUUCUUGGAGAUGGUACAGAGACAGGUCUUACCUUGCUUCAUAAUGCUUCCUUACCACUCUCUUAUUGGCCUCAUGCAACUGUCGAGGUGGAAAUAUCAGAGGAUAUGCAAUUGGUGCAUUUUGACUUCAACAGUACCCCAUUUGAGCUCCAUGAUGACAACUACGUUCUAAAGGCAAUGAAAUUUUGUGAAAAACCACAGAUUGAUGAUAUGGCGCACAAUCUCUCUGCAGAUGGAGGUGAAGGUUCUAGCAUGUCAGGCAUGUAUCAACCACAGAUCCCCUUUCCUUCAAUGUCAAACACAGCGGUUAGGCCUCCCACCUCACCGCCUCUUCCUGGAAUACUAAAAGCACGUGUCAAGCAUGAGCAUUAA
Messenger RNA from Carya illinoinensis, 603 nucleotides. Its product is annotated as transcription factor-like protein DPB. Gene Ontology annotation, molecular function: RNA polymerase II transcription regulatory region sequence-specific DNA binding; DNA-binding transcription factor activity, RNA polymerase II-specific. The transcript is spliced from 4 exons. Gene Ontology annotation, cellular component: transcription regulator complex; nucleus. Lineage: Eukaryota; Viridiplantae; Streptophyta; Magnoliopsida; Fagales; Juglandaceae. Gene Ontology annotation, biological process: regulation of cell cycle; regulation of transcription by RNA polymerase II. Bases 1 to 603 code for a protein of 200 amino acids. The record is from RefSeq and is a predicted model, not a curated record.